AUGGCGGCCACACCACUUCCCUGUUGCGACCGCACAACUUGGGAGUGGGGAAUCCGGGGCCCCGCGCAAGACGUGGGGCGCAGUCCGCGCGUGGGGAACCCACACUCGCAUUUCGCAGCCUGUCGCGGCGCGGGCGCGAGGCUCUCCCUUGGCCCGCAGCGGCCCCGGCGGCGCGACGAGCUCGGGAGCGGGCAUGCGGCCGGUUCCGCAGCCCCGCGCUGCGCCGCGCCCUGCUCCGCCCGCGAGCCCCGAGCUCGCGCCCCGCGCACUCCGCGGCCUGCGCGUCUGGUCCUCCCGCGCCCUCCCGCGGCCAGGGGCGGGGGCGGCGCGCGGCCGGCUCCCCGGAGCUCGGCGGACGCGGGCGGGGAGCGUGCGCGGGGGGUUCCGUCUGCUCCGGGGGGCACAGCUGCGAGGGGCGGCGCCCCGCGGGCCGCGCUCGGGCCCCGCUCGGCCGUCCCCACCCCCACCGCGGUGCACUGCGGCGCGGAGAGCCGGGCGGCCAUGAACUCGGCCGCGGAGCGCGCGCGCGGGCCGCCGCCUGGCCUCUCCCCACCCGCUCGCCGGCCUGCGCGGCCCCCGGGGCGCCCGGCCCCCACGCCCCAACCGCGGCCCACGCCCGAUCCCGCUCGCACCGCGCUGCGCCGCCACAUCCUGCAGCUGGCUGCUGCCCGAGCUCGGCGGGAACGCGCCUCCUCUCAGCCGCCCCGCCGCGCCCGCCGCCGGCUGCCCCCGCGUCCCCGCGCCCGCCCAGGCCCUUUCAGCACCCGGCCCGCGCUUACCUGCAGUUUGGCACAGCUACAGACGCUCGCCGUGGGCUCCCUCUCUCGGCAGCGCGCAAGCCAGGACGGGAUGGACGCGGGGGCACGGUGCGUCCCUCUGUAGCCAUCAUGUUCCAGAACUAGGUUGCACUUGAUGGAGAGAUCUGAUAGCCUGGUAAUGUCAGCACAUUCAUGUAAGUUAUAACUCCACUGCGGCUGAAACCUUGUGUUCUUUGUGAGGCACUUUCUGAUCCACUUUACCUGCCCUCAGGCCCACGACCCGAAAAGCCCCUUUGGCUCCCACAUUUUCUGUUCAACCUGCAAACUGGCAGCUGGAUUGAGCUAUUGUGCUCCUAAGUGUCACUUUAUGCUGCUUUGUCACACUUCUAACAGUCUUGUGUCAAAUCAUGUGAAUAACAUCUGAAAUUAGGGCAGGACCAUGGACUUAUGGGAAGAUGUAAAAGAAUGCCUGUACCAGGCUCAUGAGUAAACAUUAAGGAAUACUAUGAUUGCCUCAGUUUUCUAAAGGACACCCUAUUCAGCCUCAGCUAUAAUAUUAACCAAUACUGCUUUAACGUCUCCCGAAGUGUUUUAAUAUACGUCUUCAAAUUUUUAUUUUCUGUGUAUGAAUGUUUUGCCUGCAUGAGUGUGUGUGCACCACAUGUGUGCCUGGUGUCAGAAGAGGGUGUCAGAUCCCCUGAGACUGUAGCAGGAUGAUUGUCAUUCACCACACAGAGUUCUUGAAACUAAACCCGGGUCCCCUACAAGAGCAGGUAGUAAGUGCUGUUAACUGCCGAGCCAAAGUUUUAGCUCCCACUCAUGUCUUUUGAUGCACGCAAUAGCAUUUGUGUUAGGCUUGGUGAAAGACUUGAGAUAGAAUAAACCUGAUCUAGAGUGAGGCCUCGGUUUUGUUAUUUUUUGAAAACGAUUUUAUUAUGUGUGUGUAUUGCGCAUGUGCAUAUAUAUGGGGGUAGUGCAUAGAGUGCUUAUGCUCCAGGAAGCCAGAGGCACCGGAUCCCCUGGAGCCCAAGUUAUAGACCAUUGUGAGCCACUUGACGUGGGUGCUGGUCUUCCGGAAGAGGAGCAAGUGCUUUCAACCGUGAGCUUAUCUCUCCAGCCUUGUAAGCCCUGCUCUCUUUUCUGCAGUAGAGACAGAGAAAUCAAGGCAGUCAUGAGGAAAAUCAACACAACAUCCAACUAAGCUUUUAGUGCAAAUAUUAAUCCCCUGUUGUUAAGGACAUAUAUAUUAUUGUUGGUGUUGAAUUCUAACACCAUGGCAGGAAGUGGUCCUCAUACCUGACACUCUGCCUGCUUACUUUAUUCGUGUUUGCACAGCUCUGUGUUUACACUAACUCCUGUCUGUGUUUUGCUUAUGGGGGACUAAUAAUACCCAUGUGUCAUGGGGUUAUGUCGUUAGGCGAUAGAGCGAUGGCUUAAGUUUGUGGCAUGGGAGCACGGCCAGCUUCCAGUAAUCUUCAAUGUCACCACCUGCUGCUGCUCUUGGGACACACGUGGAAGGGCUUCACUCCUGGAUUUAUUGUCUGCCUCCCAUGUAGGCAUGAUCCUUUUGCAAUAAAGUGCCUGACAAUUUUAACUUUUGUAUCAACCACUCCUUGAAUUCAUGUGCUUGGCACCUGUGCUCUGCCUGGCUGAUCCUUGCUUAUCAUUGGGACUCAAGGGGAGAAACAAAAGUGCCCUUCUCAUGGGAAGGAGGGUGGGAAACCCCUUGCCUUAUCCCACACCACACCCUUAGCACCUAUGAAGCUCACAGAAGACCCCAGUUGAUAGCAAGAAUCAACCCAGAGAUCAGAAAUAAAAGGCAGUGUGCAGUAAUUAAUAGGGAUCAAGGCCCUCCUGACAUACAUUGACGCGCAAGGCCUUCGCUGGACGUGUUCUUCCUUUUCUACUAACAAUAGCUAUUGUGCUGACAAUUGCUGGAGUCACUCAGAGCACGAUGUUUUCCUCCUGAGGAUUGUGAGGCUAGACUGUAGGACAUAACAGGGUGGCAUGUGGGAUACCAGGGCUUAGGUAGACACAUAAGGGACAGCUGAAAGGUGUCCUGUUAUUUGGGGUUUUUACGAGUGAAUGGAGUUGAUGUCUCCCUCACACUGACCAUGGGGUCUACUGUUGGUUUUAGCUAUGGAUUCAAGUAGUAGAGAUUGGACAGCUUCUUUUGGGGGGGGGGGAUUUUUUUAUUUACAUUUCUAAUGUUAUCCCCUUUCCAGGUCUCCCCUUGCCUCUGUGAGGGUGCUCCCCUAC
Mastomys coucha (southern multimammate mouse) is the source of this 3017-nucleotide messenger RNA. Its product is annotated as translation initiation factor IF-2-like. The coding region runs from base 1 to 882 and encodes 293 amino acids. Lineage: Eukaryota; Metazoa; Chordata; Mammalia; Rodentia; Muridae. The record is from RefSeq and is a predicted model, not a curated record. The transcript is spliced from 3 exons.